This is a messenger RNA of Parasteatoda tepidariorum (common house spider), 5060 nucleotides long. RefSeq lists its product as uncharacterized. NCBI's taxonomy places the organism in Eukaryota, Metazoa, Arthropoda, Arachnida, Araneae, Theridiidae. Gene Ontology annotation, biological process: positive regulation of voltage-gated potassium channel activity; sleep; regulation of synaptic transmission, cholinergic. The record is from RefSeq and is a predicted model, not a curated record.
CAUUUUUGUUAAUAAAUUUUCUGUUAGAGGUCGCGUCUAUGAAGGACUUUUGCAAUGCAGUAAAUGUGUGUCUCUUGUUUUGAGUACUGAGAAACUACAGUUUUUCAUUUUUAACCCAGUUCUUGUUUCUAAAAAUAAAUUGUUUGUACUUUUAAUUAAUUAUAUUAAAAAUGUAUAGCUAUUGCAAUAUCUUGUUAACUGUAGGGAUCUUUAUACUCACACAGAUCUCUUUAGGCACUAGUAUAGAAUGUUAUAAUUGCCGUUCAGACGUUGAUAGUAAUUGUGCUGCUGAACAUCCUGAUCCAAAAUUCUUGACUAAUUGCAGUGCUCUUAAAGAAGGUCCUAAAUAUCAAGCUUGUCGUAGAAUUGAGAAUUUUGUGGAUUUUACAGUUGUUGGGCAGGAACCAACUAAACGUGUUAUUCGACAAUGUGCUGCUGAUGUAGACAAAGAAAGGCCAUGCUAUUAUCGUGCUGGUUUUGGAGGCAGAUCCAAUGUGUGUGAUUGUUUUCAAAACAAAUGCAAUUACGCUUCUACCAUCAUCAAUUCAGUCCUUGUCACUGCAAUAUGUGCAUUUGCUGCUUUCAUAUUUCUGUGAUAUUUUUAAGUCAAAGCAUUUGUAGGUAUCCUAAGUCAUAUUGAAACACAAAUGUUAUAACAACCCAUAUUAUGAGAAAACCACAUGUCUAUUUUAUACCACGAAAGAGAAAUUAUAGGAAAAAACAAAUGCUUGUUUUUUGUUUACCUAUCAUUGUUUGAAAACGAGGUUUAUGUUCUGUUUUCUCUCUGUGGAAAUUAUGUUUUAUGUUAUAUGUUAAUACUAUGCAAAUAUCAUGAUAUGUUGAGUAAUUUGUUAAAGCUAUGCUGGAUUUUGAGGAAAAUUUGAGUGUUUCUUUUAUUAGUAUUCCUAUUUUUAUUUAUUCCUGUUUAAAUACAAAAUAUAUUUAUCAUGACCUGCUCAUCAAUCAUAAAAAAUUUUUCUUUAUUAGAUGAGUAAUAUGAUUGUAAAUAUGUUUGAAAGUUUUUAAAAUGUAAAAGAAAUUUAAAUAACAUACUCAUUUCCUGCCAUUAAUCCUACUACAAACAUAUAUUUACAAGUUUUAUGUGAAAUAUUAAAAGUAUAACUAGUUUUCACAUGUUAAAAUUUUUUGUUUUAACUCAUUCAAAAUUUCCUAUAUAAAUUUUUUUACUGUUAUUGCUACUAAAAUUUUUUAUUGCUGUAUAUAAUAACUUCUGUAAGUAUUAUGUUAUUACAUAUAUUUUGCUUUUAAUGAAAGCAGAAACUGAAUGAAAAAUUAUAUAAAAUUCACAUUUGGGAAAAAUUUAUAGAAUCGUUUAAAGUGUUAAUUUCGUUUAUCGUUCAUUCAUUGAGCUAUUAAUACUUAAAUAUUCAUUACGGAUUGUACAAUCAAAAGGGUACUUAAUAUUUUUUUUUUCCCUUUAAAGUUGUCGUGGUUUUCAAUAUUUUUUUAAUUUUAACUUUUCGUGAAUUUAUUUAAUCACUAGUUAAAUUUUUUUGUUUGUUUUUCGUGUAAGAACUUAAGUUACACCACAUAGCAUAAAAUAAAAGUUAAUUGUCAUCAGAGAAUAAACUGCAUCCAUUAGAAAGUAAAUUGUUUUGUACACUUUUAGAGUCAUGUUACUUUUUCCCAGGAAUAAAAUUGUGAUUAUCAAAUGUAUUUAAUUAUCUUUUUUUUAUGUAUGUUAUAUUUUUUCAUUGACAUAAUUUUUCUGUUUUAUAUUAGAUGUCCUUAAUAUUUUGGUGUAAUUUAUUUUUCUAAAACACUUUGUUUUACUUUAAUUAUUAGUUUUAUUUGUUUUAAAAGAAAUUACUAGCAUUGAAAUUGAAUUCUUAAAUUACUUGAGCUUAUGUUUGUUAAAUUAGUUUUAUUUCUAAGCUUUAAGUUGUUACCUAAGCUUAGAAAACAUAAAAUUAGUUUAUUAAUAACUCCAUGACAUGUUAUUGAGUUUCUAAUUGUUAAUUUUUUAUAGCAAUUGCAUUGUGAUUUAUUUUAUUAUUAUUUUUUUUUAUACAGUUUAUUCAUAUUUGAUUGUUUCUUUAUUUUUUAUGUUUCAAUCUCAAUCUAUUCAAAAUGUUUUGAUUAUUACUGAUACACAAUGUACUGAUUUGAAAAAAAAUUUUAUUAUUUUAUUUUUUGAUCGACUUUGUUAAGUUUGUCUAGUCUAUUUUUUCUUGUAUUCAUAUGGAAGUUAACUAAGUCUGUUCAAAGGCUUUUUUGUCACUGUUUGCACAAUUUUUCAGAAAGGAAAUAAAAACUAAAUGCUUUAAGACUCUCUUUUGGAGUUAUUGUUAUUAUGAACAGUUUUUUUUUCAUCUUCAUAUUUAUUAUAACUUAUGAAAUAAAAGUUUAUAUUUAAAAAUAUGAUAAAUAAUAUUAAAUGCCAAAAUAUUUAAUUUGAGAUUAAAAUGUUUGUGUCAAGAGGCAAUUUAUUUGCUGUUACAAAUAAUUUGUUUCUGAUCUAAGAAUCCUUAAAGACAUUUACUUAAUGUAUGUUUUAGUAUUAUAUUUCAAACUUUUAUAUUUGUUCAUUUUUUAGGAUGUUUUUUAGUCUUAUAGACUUGAAAAUGUUUAUCUUAUUUAUAUCAAUGUUGAGGGCAUUCAUUUGAGUAUAUUAAUUUUUAUAAGAUUGUUUUAUUAAUAUUUUUUAUUUAUUUNAUUUUAUUUUCUUUUAUUUUUUUUUUUUUUUUUUUUUUAAUAAUUAGACUUAAACUUUUAGAUAUUUACUCUUCCACUGUUGCAUGUAGAUUUAGUAUGAUUAUUCUAAGAAUUACUCUAUACGUUUAGGAUUCAAUAGACUUUCAAUCACAAACUACUAUAAAUGCAUAAGCUAAAUUAAGAUUUUUUCUUAAUAUUCUAGGCUAUGUAAUGUAAAUAUUCAUUCCAAUAUUUGCCUAAUGUUGUGAGUGAAAGCAAUAGUUUUGCUUGUACUAUCUAUGACUUACUAGUAUGGUUUUUUCAGUUAUAUGUUCAUUAUUAAAAAAAAAUUGAAUAAAAAAUUUAAAAUGCUUUUUACAGAGGUAUUUUUCCUCCAAAUAUCUUAGUCAUUUUGUUAAUUUCUUUUGAGAUUUUUCAUUUUUGGGGCCAACUGACUUCAAUCAAAGCAUUUCACAUUCCACCAAGUUAUUUUUACCGAUAUUGUUUUUUAUUAUUAUAAAUGUAUAACAUCAUCAGAGUGUAUAAGAAUCUCUUGUAAUUUUAUACUCUUGAUUCAAUUAUAGCCUUUCAACUAUGUGUUAUUACAAUAUUUCAAAGUAUGAAAAAAUAUUUUAAAUCCAUUGGGGAAAAAAAAUAUUUGCAAAAUCUGAGGAAUAUCUGAUGAGUAUUUCAUACUUAAAAUUCAUAAAGUUAUAACGCUUUUUAUGUUCUUUAGCUUUUUGUUUUUAUAGAAUAGGCUAUUGCCAUUAUUCAUUUAUAUUAAUCAUAUUUAAGUAAAUUUUGAAUUUUGUACAAAUAUGUCUGAUUAGGAAUUAUGUAUUUAUGAUUAGGUUUUAUCAAAUUUACAUUGUCUCUCAAUAUAUGACUCAUAAUUGUUUUAUUUCUGAGUAUUAAUUGUCUCAUAAUUGUUUUACCAAUGAAGAUCAAACCUUAUAUUUUCAGUAUAGCUCUAAAAUCUAUAAAAAUUAGAUGCUUCAGAUCAGUAAAAAGAUGAAGCUUAAGAAAAGUCUGCUUUUAGUUCACUAAAGCAUGCCAUUAUCGACUUUAAAACUUUUUUUUCCCAAUUUAUUUAUUGUAAGUUAGUUAAUGUGACUAAUUUACUAUAUUUUGAGAAUGCAAGUAGAGUUAAAUUAUAAAUUGGGAGUUGCCAAUGAAAUAACUUAAAAAUAAAGUAAUAGCAGAGAUAAAAAGAGUUUAAAAAAAAAGCUGAAAGUUCAUACUUUCAUUGAAUUUUUGCAAAUUUAAUUGCAUUUUGGCUAAUUAUUAGAAUUAAUGCCUAUUUUUAUUGACAUGUUCUUUGCCCAUCUGAAACAUGGAUCAUUAGCUAGAGAUGAGCCUUGUAUAAUAGACAAGCUUGGUCCCCAAGUCUGGUUUAAUAUUUUACUUUAAGUCCAAACUUGCUGAAGUCUAAGAUUCCAUAAAUCGGGCAAAUUUCAAAAUUAGCAGAAUUGUAAAAAGGACCAAUAUUUAAUUUUUGAGAUUAUUUGAAGAUCAAGAUAUAUAUUUUAUUUUGUUUGAAAGUUAUAAGAAAGUAAAUAAUAACCAUUUGUCUCAUCUUUUAUAUGUAUUUCUAAAGAUUGUGUUCUUAGUUAUGUUUGACUAGUAAACCUCUAUGCACAACAAAAGCUUUAAUCUCUGAAUCAUUAAUCCACUAUGAUUUAGUAGUUAUUGUGUUUUUAAAAAUAAAUAAUAUUAAACUAUGUGCUCAAAAUUAUUUAUUGCAAUGAUAUUGCAUAAAUUAAAAGUACUAUAUUGAUAAUUUUUUAUUUAUCAGUAAACAUUAAUCAUUUAAAAUACAUUACAUAGUAUGUUGUCUUAUUUUCUUUCAUCAAAAUUUUGCUAAUUGUCAAAAGUUAAUUGUAUUAACACAUAGUUCUAAGUUCAAAACUUAAAAUAAGAAACAUGCUUGAAUAUUUAAAAGUUAUUUAUUUCAAAAUUUUGAUUUAUUGCUAUUGUGUGACAAUUUAGUAAAUAACGUUACAUAACAGCUGCAUAUUGAAGUUUCAUUAAUAUUUUUUUUUUAUUGUCUAAAAUUUACUUAAAUUUUGAUGAACAUAUGUAAGAGUUUUUGCAAUUUGUACAUCAUAACUAGUGUGUUUUUUUUUUUGUUUUUUUUUUAAUUCUCAUGUGAUGUAGAGAAUGUAGACAUAUAGGAUGUAGUGCAUUUAACAUAGGUAAAUGUUUGUUUAAAUGUUCAACAGUAUGACUGCCUAAAAUCCAAGUUUGUUCUGCUUCUUCUGUUAUGUCUCAUAGCACUUAUUUGUACAUUUUUGCAGGUAUAACUAGAAACAGAUAUGUUUGUAGAAAACCUAAGUUUGUAAAUAAUGUUAAAAACAUGUUAAUGUAAUGCAAAAAUGAUUAGUAAUAAAGUUAUAAUGUCAAAA